Messenger RNA from Schistosoma mattheei, 3669 nucleotides. The record is from the annotation of a GenBank genome assembly. NCBI's taxonomy places the organism in Eukaryota, Metazoa, Platyhelminthes, Trematoda, Strigeidida, Schistosomatidae.
AAAAUUGACUUUUCUUUCCAUCACAUCAGGCAGUCAGUUCGGUCAAGAGUUUUGAAGAUUUAUUGUAGAGUACUUGCGUGCAGUCACACUUGGAUUGUAUUAAGUACUGCGUUAAUAUUUUCAAGUUGCAUACCAAAGAGUACCUCAUAACAAUACGUAACUAUCUGGCUGUGUAUCCUUGAUCAACCACUCUGACCGUUCCGAUUUGUCAUCCAAAUAACUAAAUAUCAGUUUUAUAUUCAGCUAAAACGAUCAAAACGCAAAUUUGUGAGUAUUAUAACUGAAUCUUAUUUGAUAACCAUGCUGCUUAUUCGUAUGAGGCCGUGUAUACUUCACUCUGUUGCUUAUAUUUUACUCGUGGAAAUCAUGAGUGGACCGAUAACUCAGUGGUUCAAGCGUUCGAAUUUCAGCCACUAACUCACGGGUUUGUGAACUGCUCCACUUUCUGUCUAGACCGCCAGGUAGUGUCACAAACUCUCACACUUAUGUGACCCAAAACCAAUAAUAUGAAUCUGUAUCUGAUGAACUAGUUAAUAAUAAAAAUAGAAAGAUAGUUAUUAGUACAUUUUAUAAUUCCUAUAAUUUUUUAGCCUCAUUCGUUGGCUUGAGUAUAGCAAAAGAAAUACUUGUGAAUUAUGUAAUCAUCGGUUUGCUUUCACUCGAAUUUAUGCAUCUGACACUCCACGAUUUCUGCCGCUCACCGUGUUGGCUGUGGGACUGGCCAACAGCUUGCGUCGAUUUGUACUAAACUGGAUUCACUUGUCGAUUGUCUUCACUGCAUGGUUGGUUGUAGUUCCUUUAUCUGCCUGUCGCAUGUACCGUUGUCUUUUUACUGGUAGCGUUUUCUCACUCCUCACACUUCCAUUAGACAUGGUUUCCACAAAACACUUAUUACAAGAUUGUUUUCAGGGUUUCAUUAUUGUAAUCCUUGCAUUGGCCGCAUUUUUGGGUUAUGUUUCAUUGCGAGAACAACUUCUCCAAGGAACACCAGCAUGGUUGGAACGUGAUGCUCAUGCAGAAGCUCGUGGUGCUGAUCCUCCCCAUCCUCCUCGUCCUGCCGCUGGGGUCAAUGGUAGGCGACCUCUAUUUCCGGAUAUUUUCAAUAUUUUUGGUGUUGCAAAUGGUGGUGGUUUAGGUGCUGCAGUUUUCGGUGAAGGCAACGAAGAUCCUGUUGAACCUGAAAUAUUUAACAAUGAUGAACAGCAUCAUCAGACUGUUCAACAAGAAUUAGUGAAUUCUGAACAUAUCACGUGUUCCUCUCUAAAUCAACAACAACCGGUGAUUAACAGUGGUAUCUCAGAACCAUUAGAGCCUUCACAUGAAUCGACAGAUACUAUAAAUCGCGGAUCAUCAUCUAAUCCACAACAAUUGGCUUGGUAUAUGGAAAAUACAGGAGUUAAUUUAGAGGGGGAUAUUCCUGACGAAGAUGGUAGAGCCAAUAACGAUCUAGGAGAUGCAGAUGGUGCACCAGAAGCUAUGAAUUGGAAACAUUUACUGGGUCUAGAUGGAUCUUUAAAUUUUCUGGAACACGUUUUGUGGCUUAUUGCUUUAAAUACUUUGUUUAUUGUCAUAUUUGCCUUUUGUCCAUAUCAUAUGGGUCAGUUUACUGUGUUGGGAUUCAAUUUAGAGCGUUUUAUUAAUGCAACUCACAUGGAAGGGUUUAGUACAAGUUUAAUUGGUUACAUUAUUUUCGCUUUUGCUUUGAUUCUUAUGCAUGAAGUAUUCUCUAUUCUCAAUAUGCCUCGAGCUUGUUAUUGGACUGGUCUUGGUUAUAUAUACAUCAAAGUUGCUUUGGUUUCUUUAAUGGAAUUGGGUAUUUUCCCCAUUUUGUCUGGAUUUUGGAUAGAUGCUUGUACUUUGUCCCUUUUCAAUGCGACGUUAACUCAACGAGCUAGUGUAUUUCAUUAUGCACCAGUUGCUUUACCUUUAUUCAUUGGGCAAUCGGAAUGUUGUACAUAUUUUAUAUGGCGUCUUUGCUUGUACUGGGUCGAAGUGUACUACCCUGUUCAAGAUAUGAUACUUCAACCAUUACCACUAUACAUACAACGUUUAAUUGCUACUUAUUCAGUUUGGGGUAUAUUAAUUGUACUUAUGCUAUGGCUACCUACAGAAGUUAUUCGGCAUUUCUUUCCUAAAUUCUUGCCAUUUCGUAUUAAUGCAGCUUAUGACAGUCCAUUGGAUUAUUCAUUGGAAAUGAUACUAUUACAAGUUGUUCUACCAUUCUUAUUGGAUAAUCACGCUAAAACAACUCUUCGUCAGAUUUUACGUUGGUGGUGUAUAUGUGUAUCAUGGUUGCUUGGUUUACGUAGUUACUUGCUCGGUGAUAUUCCAUUUUCACCAGGGGAUUUUAUUGUUACUGAAAAUGGAACUGAAGUACCAUACAAACGACGUCGAGAUUCUCAUAAUCAAACAUCUAAUUUAAAUAGUCAUUCGGGAUUCAUGUCAGUAGAAUCGUCUCAACGGACAUUGACUAAUGAACCAGACGAUAUUUCGACAGAUUUGUAUGCUCCAAAUUUAUCAUCGCCAUCAUCAUCUUAUGGACAGAUUACUUCAACAAAUAAUCGAUUUCGUGAACAAUCCCAACCUGAAAAUAAUGAACAAGAUAACGUUAAUCAUGCAAACGCUGAUUAUGAUAAUGAUGAUGAUACAGAUUUUACUCGUUAUGUUCCAUAUAAACGAGGCAAUUUCUUCAAAUUACGAAUUACUGGCUUAAUUCUAAUCUUAAUUACUAGUUUGAUAUCUUUAAGUUUAACUGUACUAAUUGUACCAGUUGGUGUUGGACGUUUAUUAUUGUUGAAAUUAAGCGGAACUGGUUCUACAUCAAAGCAUGAUGCUAUCGCUUUAGUUGGUGGAUUCACUGUUCUGGGAAUAAUUCUCCGGCUAGCUCCUUGCAUACCACAUCUUUUAAAUGGGAUUUUUCGAAUUAUUAUGUUGAUUGGUCAAAGUGGUAGUUUAAUUAGCUGGUCUAAACCAUUACGUGUAUUUAGAAUUUGGACUCGUUUAGGUACAACAUGUGAAAUUACAAUACGACGACCAGCAUUACCAAUGGCUCCUAUGAUUGAUUUGAAUCGACAUUAUGGAUUUCAAUCUACCGUGGAUAUGAAUAUUGGGAUAUAUCUACAAAAUUAUCUACGAAUAUUAAUAAAUUGGUUACCUUUAGGAUUAUUAAUCAACUUCAUUUUCAUUGUACCCUUCCGUAUUGGACCCAAGAAAACCAUUAUUAUUGGGUUUUGGGAGCAUUGGAUAUUUGGUAUUAUGCAUUUAAAAGUGGUUAUCUUACUUACUCUUCUUGGACCGCCAUGGUGGUUACGAAAUCGUUUAGAAUUAUUUCAUGAUGAAAUGACACAUCAUCGACAAGAUGCUCGUUGUAUGCGUUUACUUUGGGCAAUCGCACCAUUGCUUGUAACUAUUGGAUUAUCAUUAAGUGUACCAUAUUUAUUAGCUUAUUAUAUUAGUCCAUUAAUCGCAUUAGAUAGCGAAGUUGCAUUUCGAUACAUAUAUCCAUUUCUUUUCGCCAUGUUCAUCUGUUCAGUGUUAUUGACUCUGUGUAUCGACCAAAUUCGACGUCUUUAUUUGCAUAUUAAAGAUGAAAAAUAUUUAGUUGGAAAACAACUGCUAAAUUUUCGACCAUCGCCAAGUCAAUCGUUAGUUCCAGCAUCAUCAUCGUGA